GCACCCCACUGAUGGCUGCCCCGCGAUGGCACCCGCUGCUGCUGGCGCUGGUGGGGCCGGUGGCAGCGGGGGACCCCGCGGUGGCCCGCAACGACCGGACGGUGGCCGCGCUGCUGGGGCUGCUGCUGUGCCUGGUGCUGGGGCUGGCGCUGGCCUGGCACCACCUGUGCCGCCUCUCGGCCGGCCAGUACACCCCCCGGCCCCUGGGCCGCCGGGCGCUGCAGCUGCUGCGGGGACAGUGGCACCGGCUGCGCUCAACGCCGGGGGACCCCGCCGCGACCCCCGGGGACAGCCACGGGGAGGUGGCCGUGCGCGACGAGGAGGAAGAGCUGAUGCCAUGGAGCCUGGACCGGCGGCCGCAGCAGGAGGAGGAGGAGGAGGAUGAGCAGGAGGAGGAUGAGAAGGAGGAGGAUGAGCAGGAAGAGGAUGAGGCCGAGGCAGCGCCGGAGGGCAGGGAGAGCCCCCUGAGUGAGGGGCAGGCGGUGGGGGGCAGCGCCGAGGCCCUGCUCAGUGACCUGCACGCCUUCUCGGGGACAGCGGCCUGGGGGGACGCGCGACCACACGUCACCGCCUUGUGACAUCACCGUCCUGACGUCACCACCCUUUAUCAUCUCCCUGUAGUAUCACCUCCUUGUAAUGUCACUGCCCUGUAGUGUCACUCCCUGUAAUGGCACCUCCUUGUAAUGUCACCUCCCCUGUAAUGUCACUGCCCUGUAGUGUCACUCCCUGUAAUGGCACCUCCUUGUAAUGUCACCUCCCUGUAAUGUCACUGCCCUGUAGUGUAACUCCCUGUAGUGUCACUCCCUGUAGUGUCACCUCCUUGUAAUGUCACUGCCCUGUAGUGUCACUCCCUGUAAUGGCACCUCCUUGUAAUGUCACCUCCCUGUAAUGUCACUGCCCUGUAGUGUAACUCCCUGUAGUGUCACUCCCUGUAAUGUAACUGCCCUGUAGUGUCACCACCCUGCCAGCAAAGGGACCCUCUCUCUGUCCCCCGCCAGCCCCCAGCCGCGGCUCCUGAAUGGCUGCAGGGGCCUUGUCCGAAUGUGCACUGACCAAUAAAAGAGCAGCUCUGGGGCCAGAGCAGACCA
Agelaius phoeniceus (red-winged blackbird) is the source of this 1088-nucleotide messenger RNA. It is a transcript of the gene PTPRCAP, whose product is annotated as protein tyrosine phosphatase receptor type C associated protein. The record is from RefSeq and is a predicted model, not a curated record. NCBI's taxonomy places the organism in Eukaryota, Metazoa, Chordata, Aves, Passeriformes, Icteridae.